CUCUCCUGGAGUUAGUUAAAAACCUCGUGGUACGACCCUGCGGUCCCCACCCUCCUAGGCCCCAACCCUGAGGCAGUGGGGGAGGGGAGGCCGCGCGCGCGCCGCUUCCGCUCCUCCAGCCCACCAGAGGGCGCUGCGGCCCCGCCUCGUCCUUUUCGAGGCGCUUCGCGCCGGGCCCCUUCCGCGUGGGCGAGUGAAUGUGAGAGUCAGCGUCGCGCCGCUCUCGCCGUCCGCCUCCGCCGCUCAGCGCCCUUACUUCGGCUGCAAGGGGCGGGCGCGCGCGUAAAAGGCAUAGAGACGGGCGUUGAGCUCUCGGGCUAGAGCGUCGCCGAGUCGGAGCCGGAGCCCGAGCCGCGCGCUGUGUCUCCGCUGCGUCCGCCGAGGCCCCCGAGUGUCAGGGACAAAAGCCGCCGCCGCGCCGCCUGCUCCUGCCGCCGGGGCUCAUCCGCCGCCGCUGACGCUCUGAGGAGAGUCCGCCGCCGUCGCCACUCGUGAGGAUCCGAGAGCCAUGUCGGCCAGCAGCCUUUUGGAGCAGAGACCAAAAGGUCAAGGAAACAAAGUACAAAAUGGAUCUGUACAUCAAAAGGAUGGAUUAAAUGAUGAUGAUUUUGAACCUUACUUGAGUCCCCAGGCAAGGCCCAAUAAUGCAUAUACUGCCAUGUCAGAUUCCUACUUACCCAGUUACUACAGUCCCUCCAUUGGCUUCUCCUAUUCUUUGGGUGAAGCUGCUUGGUCUACUGGGGGUGACACCGCCAUGCCCUAUCUAACUUCUUAUGGACAGCUGAGCAACGGAGAGCCUCACUUCCUACCAGAUGCAAUGUUUGGACAACCAGGAGCCCUUGGUAGCACUCCAUUUCUUGGUCAGCAUGGUUUUAAUUUCUUUCCCAGUGGUAUUGACUUCUCAGCAUGGGGAAAUAACAGUUCUCAGGGACAGUCUACUCAGAGCUCUGGAUAUAGUAGCAAUUAUGCUUAUGCACCUAGCUCCUUAGGCGGAGCCAUGAUUGAUGGACAGUCAGCUUUUGCCAGUGAAACCCUCAAUAAAGCUCCUGGCAUGAAUACUAUAGACCAAGGGAUGGCAGCACUGAAGUUGGGUAGCACAGAAGUUGCAAGCAAUGUUCCAAAAGUUGUAGGCUCUGCUGUUGGUAGUGGGUCCAUUACUAGUAACAUCGUGGCUUCUAAUAGUUUGCCUCCAGCUACCAUUGCUCCUCCAAAACCAGCAUCUUGGGCUGAUAUUGCUAGCAAGCCUGCUAAACAGCAACCUAAGUUGAAGACCAAGAAUGGCAUUGCAGGGUCAAGUCUUCCACCCCCCCCAAUAAAGCAUAACAUGGAUAUUGGAACUUGGGAUAAUAAGGGUCCUGUGGCAAAAGCCCCCUCACAGGCCUUGGUUCAGAAUAUAGGUCAACAGCCAAGCCAGGGGUCUCCCCAGCCUGUAGGUCAGCAGGCUAACAAUAGUCCACCAGUGGCUCAGGCAUCAGUAGGGCAACAGACACAGCCAUUGCCCCCACCUCCACCACAGCCUGCCCAGCUCUCAGUCCAGCAACAGGCAGCUCAGCCAACCCGCUGGGUAGCGCCUCGGAACCGUGGCAGUGGGUUUGGUCAUAAUGGGGUGGAUGGUAAUGGAGUAGGACAGUCUCAGGCUGGAUCUGGAUCUACUCCUUCAGAACCUCACCCAGUGUUGGAGAAACUACGGUCCAUUAAUAACUAUAACCCCAAGGAUUUUGACUGGAACCUGAAACAUGGCCGGGUUUUCAUCAUUAAGAGCUACUCUGAGGACGAUAUCCACCGGUCCAUUAAGUAUAAUAUCUGGUGCAGCACAGAGCAUGGUAACAAGAGACUGGAUGCUGCUUAUCGCUCCAUGAACGGGAAAGGCCCCGUUUACUUACUUUUCAGUGUCAACGGCAGUGGACACUUCUGUGGCGUUGCAGAAAUGAAAUCUGCUGUGGACUACAACACAUGUGCAGGUGUGUGGUCCCAGGACAAAUGGAAGGGUCGUUUUGAUGUCAGGUGGAUUUUUGUGAAGGACGUUCCUAAUAGCCAGCUGCGACACAUUCGCCUAGAGAACAACGAGAAUAAACCAGUGACCAACUCCAGGGACACUCAGGAAGUGCCUCUGGAAAAGGCUAAGCAGGUGUUGAAAAUCAUAGCCAGCUACAAGCACACCACUUCCAUUUUUGAUGACUUCUCACACUAUGAGAAACGCCAAGAGGAAGAAGAAAGUGUUAAAAAGGAACGUCAAGGUCGUGGAAAAUAAAAGGCAGUUCUGCACAGACCACAGCAACGGUUUCAUCUGCAUAUCCUAAGAGGAAAAAAAUGACCUUCAAGAGAAUUAGGACUUUUUUCUUAAUUUCAUUGACUUCAGAGACGAUUGCAGACUUACAGUUUAAGUAUUGGAAUUUCACAAAAGACAUAGGACUUAACUGGAAAGACAAAAAAAAAGAAAAAGGAAAAACUAAAAAAAUCCCUCUAGGUAGCUUAGGUGAAAAAUGUCCCUUUUAUUUUGGCUUUGGUUGUGAUUUCAGAGCAUAAUGCUUUGUUUUUUGUUUUGUUUUUUUUGUCUUUUACUAUGUUUCUCGGAUUUUAAAGUCCGUAAGUGCAUACAGUUUUCUCUAAUUUUUAAACCCUUUCCUCCCCCCGUUUUGACAUUUGCACUUGGAGAACAUCUGAGUUUCGAAGGUAUUGGUCUGCCUCCACCCCAGAAAUGGGAAUUUGGUUUUUCCCUUCCGAACUGGAAGAACAUUUUUAUGAAGAAUUUUUGUGUUGGAGAAUUUAACAGUGUUACCCAAGGUUGUGUCUUUAAGGGUGGUUCAUUUUCUCUGACCCUUUGUUACUCAGAGUAAAGUACUAGGAGUCCUAAGAAAUGUUCUGUUCAUGUACAUUAUACUGAUUGAGUCAGGAUUAAUUUUAUUUCACAGCUAAGAACAGUGAUAAAAACUUGUUUACAGAAAUGCAUUUUGGAAGAGAAAAAUAUUGUAAAACGUAUAGUGAAUGUUUCUUCAGUUUCUUGUUCAUCCAAUGAGGAAAGGGCAUUGCCUUUCUUUUUACCAUUAAUCACUUCUCAAUAAACGUGAGAUCCUGUUGAGCAUCA
This is a messenger RNA of Miniopterus natalensis, 3085 nucleotides long. RefSeq names its product YTH N6-methyladenosine RNA binding protein F2 (gene YTHDF2). Gene Ontology annotation, biological process: mRNA destabilization. Gene Ontology annotation, molecular function: N6-methyladenosine-containing RNA reader activity; mRNA binding. The record is from RefSeq and is a predicted model, not a curated record. Gene Ontology annotation, cellular component: cytoplasm. Lineage: Eukaryota; Metazoa; Chordata; Mammalia; Chiroptera; Miniopteridae.